GUGUAGGCGAGUGGGUGCCUAGCCCAGAGGGAAGCACCGCCUCCUUCUCUCCUAGUCUUCCCUCCCUCUUUUCUUAUCCCUACCCUGGAGAAGAGCCGGAGACUAGAGCCCCCUCCAGUCACUGUUCAGACAGCCGUGGCUGCGUCAGCUGAUUCCUUGCGCUCCAGCCUCUUCUCGCUCUGCUUUCUCAAAGUGGAUUAAAGUCCGCCGACGCCGCCGCCGCUGUCUCGGAGUUUCUGGGUCAGGAGGAUUAUGAAAGUGAAGUGGGGCUGCUGACAGAGUGCAGCCAGCCAGCGAGCCAGCCAGCCAUCUAGCUAGCCGCAGCCCACGAGCUUCUGCCCAACCUUGAACUUUUUUCUUUCUUUCUUUCUUUUUUUUUAAAAUUCUCUCCUCCUUUCACCCUGGGCAGCCCCCACCUACAGAAGGACUUUCCGGGCAGGGUGUGCUUGAGGGAAGGGGGUCACAGUCUAGGAUGGCUUCCAAUUUUAAUGACAUAGUAAAACAAGGGUAUGUAAAGAUUAGGAGCAGACGCUUAGGUAUUUAUCAAAGAUGCUGGCUAGUAUUCAAGAAAGCUUCAAGCAAAGGUCCAAAAAGAUUGGAGAAAUUUUCAGAUGAGCGGGCAGCAUAUUUUAGGUGUUACCAUAAGGUCACAGAGCUUAAUAAUGUUAAAAAUAUAUUACGAUUGCCCAAAAGCACAAAGAAACAUGCCAUUGGGAUUUAUUUCAACGACGAUACUUCCAAGACCUUUGCUUGUGACUCAGAGCUUGAGGCAGAUGAGUGGUGUAAAGUGCUGCAGAUGGAAUGUCUGGGAACUCGCAUUAAUGACAUCAGUCUUGGAGAGCCUGAUUUACUGGCUACUGGUGUAGAAAGAGAGCAGAGUGAGAGAUUCAAUGUGUAUUUGAUGCCAUCUCCUAACUUAGAUGUACAUGGGGAAUGUACCUUGCAGAUAACAUAUGAGCAUAUCUGUCUUUGGGACAUCCAGAAUCCCAGAGUCAAGCUCAUCUCUUGGCCAUUAAGUGCCCUCCGGCGAUAUGGACGAGAUCCAACUUGGUUCACAUUUGAGGCAGGAAGGAUGUGUGAUACUGGGGAAGGACUUUUUAUCUUUCAGACAAGAGAUGGGGAAGCCAUCUAUCAGAAAGUACACUCUGCUGCCCUGGCCAUAGCAGAGCAGCAUGAGCGUCUGCUACAAAGUGUGAAAAAUUCAAUGGCUUCCAUCAACUGAGCUAUUCAGAAACAGGUCUGCUGCUAAUAUGGUGAAACUCCUACAAAUUCUUCUGAAGGCCAAUGGGAAGAGAUCAGUUCCUACUGUGUGAUAUGUUGCCUACUGAGCCCUUAUCCAAAUCUUAAAAUCAACUUUUUAUUAUGUUAACUUACCCUUCAUAUGUAUUUAAUGUGUGGUUUAUGAUAUGUUUUGGGUAUUAAAUUCCUUUCUCUGUCUACAAUGGCAACUAUUCCUAAUGUUUACAAACACUUGAAUCAGAACAUUUUCCAGCAAUUUUAAACACUCACCAUAACUAUAUAUGGUAGCUCUUAUUAGAAAUAUGUUUCUAAAAGUAUUUUUAUUACCAUGUCUGAUAUCUUUAUUUUCUUCUGGAGAAGUAAUGUGGUAUAAUAGGAAGGAAUAUUGGCAUUAGAGUCACUCAGAAAUUCAGGAUUCUAGUUCUAGUAGGUAAUUUUUAGCAGCAUGAUCUUGGACAAAUCACCUAAAUCAUUCUCUGAGCCUCCUUUUCCUCUGAGAAGAUUGGAUUAGAUGAUUAGUUCCUUCCAAUAUUAAUGUUAUUUGUUCUAUGGACUUCUCCCUCCUUCCUUGGUUGUUUUCCUUUUUGGGAUAAAUACUGUCCAGCUGAAAGAGACAGUAUGAGGUAAUUAAAAAAUAAAAAUACAGAAUUUAGAGUCAGAGGAUGUUAGUUCACAACCCAGCUCUUUUAGCAACAUCUUUGCGUUAGUCAAGUCAUUUUACUUCCAUGGGUCUUAGUUUUCUCAACUGUAAAAUGAGAAGGCUGGGCUGGAUGUUGGCUAAGGUCUUUUCCAACCCAGAUGUAUUGAGAGAGUAGAGUGAUGCUGCUGCUUACAUUAUUCAGGUUAUUCCUUCAGCAGCAGGGCUAUUUUUGCCACCUUUGAGGCAUCCCCUGCAUUAGUAUCAAUGACCAGUCUAAUUUUGGAAUGAGGAGUGGCUGUCUGCAAGGAGCCAAUUAUUCCAGGAAUGCAUACGUCAUAGUUUAGUCUUUCCCUCAAGUGGUAGCCUAGAGACAGAGUACUUGCAGUCAGCAGACAGCCAGGGAACCCUAGAACACAGUAUUAUGUCAGAGUACUUUCACCAAAAAAACAAGUUACACCUUCCCCAUGAAGCCUUUAAAGCUAAUGCUGCACUUAGUGAGUCCUCCUUAAAAUGGAACUGAUCACACUUCUACACUCGGAUCACUUAGUUUUAUAACAAAUCUCAUCCUAUAAUCAGACUUCUCUUAUAUUAUCUUCCUAUUUGUUGAGCUUUUCUCCAAAUGAUAUUGAAAUUAGUUUCACCCUGCUUUCACUAUGGUAGCUCAUCCAUUCACUAACUGCUUAGGGAAUAUCAAAUAUCUUUUAAACACUGUGCAAGGUCUGGGGAAAGAUAUUAACAUAUAUAUGAAAUGGCCCCUACACUCAAGGAGCAUGCAUAAUGUGGUCUCCAACUGGGAUAAGAGAAUUCAAGAGGUAUUGAAAAGGUUUUAUCACUACUUAAAAAAUAUCUCAUCACAAUUUUUAUUAAAAAACCCUUAACAUAUGUCUUAGAAUCAAUACUAAGUAAGUAUUGGUUCUAAGGCAGAGCAGUAAGAGCUAGGAAUUUGGGGUUAAAUGACUUGCCCGGGGUCACAAAGCUAGGAAGAUUCUGAGGCUAGAUUUGAACAGAGGAUUUGUGUCUCUAGAUCUGCCUCUGUCCCAUGAGCUACCUAGCUUUUGCUACUAGAACUGCUUUAAAACAAAACAAAAAACAACAAACACCCUUACUAUCCAUCUUAGAAGCAAUACCAUGUAGUCAUUCUAAGGCAGAAGAGCAAUAAGAGCUAGGCAAUGGGGGUUAAGUGACUUACCCAGUGUUAUACAGCUAGGAAGUAGCUGAAAUCAAACUUGAACCCAGGACUCUGUGUCUCUAGGCUUGCCUCUCUAUCCCCUGAGCCACCUACAUGCUCCCACCAUUAUUUUUUAAAAAUAGUGUUAUACAGCAUUUUGAAGAAAUGAUAAGGGAGUCAUGGAAUCAAAUCAAGAGAGAAUAUUUAAAGUUAAAAUGUAGUCAUUUUUAGAUAUUAGGUUCAUUACAUCAAUUUUAAGGUUAAAUAAAUUACUGUAAUUGCAAUAGUAACAGGCAGUAGUGGUGGUGGUAGCAGUUGUAAAAACUUGUAUGAGAGUAACAACCUAUUGGUAUGCUAGGAUUUUAGUUGUUAACACUACAUGCUUCUCCAUUUUGAAAAUACUUCACUGUUCCCUCUCCAAAGAUCACUAUCUCAAAAUAGCAGCAAUUAUUUUCUGGCUUUCAUUAAUAAGAUUACUGUUUAAGUGAUAUAUUUAUAUAUUUCUAUUUUAUGCAAUUAUAGAUUAUUAACUAAAUGAAACCCAUCUCAUUUGUGGGAAUAUCAAUUAAUCUACAUUUACUCAGACCUGUUGUGUUUAAGACACUGUGCUAGGUGCUAUGAAAAGAUACAAAGUCCAAUAAGAAAAGAUCCCUUCUCCUAAGAACCUUAUUCUAUUGAGGUACUACCUCAUACCUAUUAGAUUGGCUAACAUGAAAGAAAAGAAAAAUCUAAAUGUUGGAGGCAUUGUGGGAAAAUUGAGACACUAAUAUACUCUUGGUGGAGUUGUGAACUGAUCCAGCCAUUCUGAAGAGCAAUUUCGAACUGUGGACACGGGGUUUUAAAAUGUGCAUAUCCAUUGAUUCCACAAUAUUACUACUAGGUCUUUAUCCUUUUUUUCAUUUCUUUGUUUAUUUUUCUUUUUAAAAAAUUUUAUUUUUAAAUAUGCUUCCAUGUUUACAUGAUUCAUUUUCUUUCCCACUCCUCUUUCCUCCCCCCUCCAAAGUCAACAAGCAAUUAUAUUGGGUUGUACAAAUGUUAUCGCUGGAUACCUAUUUCUAUAUUAUUCAUUUUUGCUUUAGAGUGAUAUUUUAAAGCCUAAACCCCAAUUGACAUCCCAUAUGUGUGUGUGUGCAUGUGUGUGAUAAGUAAUGUCAUAUAUUUUUCUUUUGCAUUUUUACUCCCAUAGUUCUUUCUCUCAAUGUAGUUUUCAUUCUUUCCCAUAAGUGCUUCAGGAGUGUCCUGGCUUGUUGAACUGCUACUAGUAGCAAAGUGCAUUGCAUUGGAUUGUUCCACAAUGUUUACUUUCUGUGUACAGUGUUCUUCUGGUUCUGCUCAUUUCAUGGAGGUUCUCACAGUUAAUGUAGAAAGCCUCCAGAUCAUCAUUCCUUACAACACAAUAGUAUUCUAUCACCAUCAUAUACCACAGUUUGUUCAGCCAUUCCCCAAUCAAGGGACAACCCUUCAUUUUCCAAUUUUUUGCCACAACAAGGAGUGUGGCUAUGAAUAUUUUUGUACAAGUAUUUUGUCAGACCUUUGUCAUAGGAUUUUGUUAUAAAAUCCCCCCCCCCCAGUUUGUUGCUUCCCUUUUAAUUUUCAUUGUAUUUGUUUUGUUUGUACAGAAACUUCUAAAUUUAAUACAAUAAAAAUUAUUUUACAUUU
Molecule: messenger RNA, 4706 nt
Organism: Monodelphis domestica (gray short-tailed opossum)
Lineage: Eukaryota; Metazoa; Chordata; Mammalia; Didelphimorphia; Didelphidae
Gene: DOK5
Product: docking protein 5
Biological process (GO): cell surface receptor protein tyrosine kinase signaling pathway
Cellular component (GO): cytoplasm
Source: RefSeq, a predicted model, not a curated record